Triticum urartu is the source of this 1104-nucleotide messenger RNA. The record is from RefSeq and is a predicted model, not a curated record. NCBI's taxonomy places the organism in Eukaryota, Viridiplantae, Streptophyta, Magnoliopsida, Poales, Poaceae.
AUGGAUUGGCUGGCUCUCGCCAGCUGCACCACGGUCAUGAUCCUUCUCUUCCUGCCGUUGAGCGCUUCCCAACACCGGCUUGUCCCCGGCAGGGCGCUGUCCCCUGGUAACACCAUCGUCUCCGAUGAUGGUGGAUUCGCCUUGGGCUUCUUCAACCCCUCCAAUUCUUCUCCGGCCAGCUUGUACCUAGGCGUAUGCCGUGUCGUUUGGACAACAGCCAACCUGACCAAUGGUCUGGUCUCAUCUACCCCGACGGCGGUGCUUCUAAACACCGGUAACUUCGUCAUCCGAUCGUCAAAUGGCACCAUGCUAUGGCAGAGCUUCGACCACCGCACAGACACCUUCCUUCCCAGCAUGAAGCUCGGCAUAAACUACAGGACGCAUACCACCACCAAGCGGCUGGUAUCAUGGAAAGGCCCCAGCGACCCCUCGCAGGGGCGCUUCUCCUAUGGCAGCGACACAAACAGGUCGCUCCAAGUAUUCCUGUGGGACGGCGAGCACCCGGUAUCUCGUGCCGCUCCCUGGACAGGGUAUCUAGCCCAACAACAACUAAUUGGGGACACAAAUAUCAGCGAUCAUAUCAUCUACCUAGCCUAUGUCAACAAUGAGGAUGAGGCAUACGUCACUUAUAGUCUCUCCGACGGCGCCCCGCGCACCAGGUUUGUGCUAACCUACUAUGGCGAGUUUCAGAUCCAAAGCUGGAGCAGUAGGUCAUCAGCAUGGGUUGUCAUUUGGAAGUUUCCAACUGUUGAAUGCAACCGUUACAGUUACUGUGGCCCCAAUGGCUACUGCGACAAGACGGUCACGACACCCACCAUGCCAACAUGCAAGUGCCUAGAUGGCUUUGAGCCAAGUAGCACGGAGGAGUGGACCAGCGGCAGAUUCUCGGCGGGGUGCCAACGGAAGGAGGCACUGCAAGGGUGGAGUGACGGCUUCGUGCCCUUGCCGGGGAUGAAGUCACCUGACAGGUUUUUGUUUAUUGGUGGAGGUAGGAGUAAGUAUGAGGAGUAUGCGGCAGAGUGUAGCCGCAAUUGCUCCUGUAUGGCAUACGCGUUCGCCAACCUGAGCAGCAGCAUGUUUGGAGAACACUGUAGGGUUUCGUAG